Trichoderma aggressivum f. europaeum is the source of this 2139-nucleotide messenger RNA. RefSeq names its product transcriptional regulator family: C2H2 zinc finger. The transcript is spliced from 2 exons. The coding region runs from base 1 to 2139 and encodes 712 amino acids. NCBI's taxonomy places the organism in Eukaryota, Fungi, Ascomycota, Sordariomycetes, Hypocreales, Hypocreaceae. Gene Ontology annotation, molecular function: DNA-binding transcription factor activity, RNA polymerase II-specific; RNA polymerase II transcription regulatory region sequence-specific DNA binding. Gene Ontology annotation, biological process: urogenital system development; regulation of transcription by RNA polymerase II; embryo development. The record is from RefSeq and is a predicted model, not a curated record. Gene Ontology annotation, cellular component: nucleus.
AUGAGCAGCGAACCCCAGCGUGCAAGGUCACCGUCGGCCGGUGGCUUUCAGCCUGAUAUAAACCAAUCUCACUCGCCGGCACGGAGCCCGUUCGCACCCACAAGCGAGCAGCCAUCCGUUGGUCUUGGUCUUGGGAUCGGCGUCGACCUGGAUCCAUCGCAACAGCAACAACAGCGACAACCACCUCAGCAGCAGCAGCAGCAGCAACAACGACAUCACCACCACCACCAGCAGCAACACCGAGCAUUUACAGCAUCUCUGCAUCCCAACUUCGACUCAUUCAACGCAAACGGCUUCCUCGGUGCACAAGCCAACGCUGCCGACCCGAAUACCGGCUUCGACCCCAGCGCCAGCUUCGGACAGCAGCCGGCCACCGGCCCCGACUCCACCCUGUCUCUGAACGCCCAGGCGCAACAAAACUACCUCUCGCCAAACCUGCACGACGGUGAUUUCUCUCUCUUUCCAUCCGCCGCUGAGCAAGGCGAUCAGUACAACGCCCCCCUCUUUGAGCAGCCGCCCCUGGGCGACCUCAAUGCCAUGACCUCUCCGCACUCGCACCAGUCUCCGACCCCUCCACGGCUCUACCCGUCCGAAAGCCUCCAGUCGCCCCCCUUCAACCAGCAUCAGUUCUCGUCGCCGCCGUCAACCCAUUCGAGGAAUGCUUCUUUAGGGCCUGAGGCCGCGCUUCUUCCCAAUCAGCUCGGCGACUGGACCCAGCCGCAGUUCCAAGGCCAUAGGAGGACUCCCUCGGAAUACUCUGACGUCUCCUCCGUGGCUCCUUCUCCUCAUCUUAUUAGUUCCGAUACGUUUGACGCCGACCCGUCGGGCCACUCGCCCCUGCAGAGACCUUCGGACAGCCUCUAUCAGGAAGUGCUCGGUAUUGGGUCCUUCAGCUUGGCUGACCCCAGCAGUCCUGGUUAUCACGGCCGAAGCCCCUCGCACAGCCCAGCCAUCAGCCCUCGCAUCAUGCCACAGCAGAUGCCGGAUACCAUGCAGCCUUCUUUCAACCUGAUCCCGCCAAACUCCGGGUUCGAGAACGUUUCUGGAUACCCAGACCUGCAACCGAGCCAUGAGACUUUCCCGCCACUGCAGGGCGGCAUGGGCGCCGAUAUGCACCAAAUGGCACCGCCGGCCAUCAACAUUGACUUUGCGCCGACGACGAAUUCAAGACAAGGCAGUCGACCCAAGUCUCGCCCGAGGGCAGUUACGGAUCCUUUCCAUCCCGGUAGUGGAAUCCUGCCCCCUGGCAAUUUGAGACCCUCCCUCGGAGUUGAUCUUGGAGCCCGCUCCGACACUUCAUCUCGAUCCUUGUCCCCUCUGGACCGGCAAUCGGUCGGCUCGUCGGCCUCACGAAGGCGGCAGUCGACUUCCUCAGUGCCCAAUAACGUGAUCGCUUUGCGCCUGGCAGAUCCCGAAUACCAGAAUAGCCAGGAUGCCGGGACAAGCAAGCGCAUGCAGAAACACCCGGCAACUUUCCAGUGUACCCUAUGUCCCAAACGCUUCACUCGAGCGUAUAAUCUGCGGUCUCACCUGCGCACGCAUACCGAUGAGCGACCAUUCGUUUGUACUGUCUGCGGCAAGGCAUUUGCUCGACAGCAUGACAGAAAGCGACACGAAAGUCUGCAUUCCGGAGAGAAGAAGUUUGUUUGCAAGGGUGAUCUGAAAACCGGUGGCCAGUGGGGCUGCGGUCGACGAUUUGCGCGAGCUGAUGCCUUGGGAAGGCAUUUCCGUUCUGAAGCAGGAAGAAUAUGCAUCAAACCUCUUCUGGACGAGGAAAUGAUAGAAAGGCAACGCCAGUGGCAGGAGCAGCGGAUGCAGCAGAACAUGGCACAGAACAUGGCCAACCCGCAGGUUAUGGGCAUGGAUGCCGGCCCUGCUUAUCCCAUGGAUUCCAGCGGAAACUAUGGCCUCCCACAAGCUCUCUUGGCUCAGUAUCCCGCCUUGGCGCAGAUGAACUGGUCGGCUACCGACAUGGGAGGUGGGCUGGACGACGAGCUCAGUGGUAGAUCUUCGUUCGAUGCCAGCGACUACGAUGACGGCGACGAUGGUGGAUACAUGAGUAGUUCUGGAGCCAGAUACCCGGAAGAAGGCAUGGGCCAAAAUUACGCCGACAUGAGUUAUACUGAGUAUGGGCGCUGA